This is a messenger RNA of Linum trigynum, 594 nucleotides long. NCBI's taxonomy places the organism in Eukaryota, Viridiplantae, Streptophyta, Magnoliopsida, Malpighiales, Linaceae. The record is from the annotation of a GenBank genome assembly.
AUGCUUGAUGAAACGAAUGAAUUAGUGAAGACGUUUAGGCGUAUUCGACAAAAUCUGCAGUUAUCCUCAACACCAAACUUUCGACUUCGAAUAUUUGGAAUCAAAAGCAGAAAUAGACAGUACGACUUACCGACAAGCAGUGACAUUGCAGCAUUGAUACCAGGUGAUUUUGUGCCAGAUAGGGAGGACCAAGACAUUAUUGUGGACCAUCAAGGUGAAGGAUUGAAACGUAUUACAAGUCUUAAUCCAAAAUUUGAGGCGCUGCACUUUCCUUUACUUUUCCCAUAUGGGGAGGAUGGUUUUCAUCCUCAAAUUCCAUAUAACAGUGUUUUUUGUCCACCAUCAAUGAGAAGAAAGUUCAUCACACAAAGAGAAUACUACGCUUACAGACUUCAAUAUCGAAGAAAUGAGGGACAUACACUGAUCCAAAGUGGGAAGGCGCUGCAACACUAUUGCGUUGAUGCAUUUUCAACAAUCGAGCUCAAUCGGUUGGCAUUCUUAAGGACACAUCAAAAAGACUUGAGGGCUGAAGUGUAUCAAGGAAUGGAAGAUGCAUUUGCAAAAGGAGAUUUAGACGGUCAAAAAAUUGGCUGA